Messenger RNA from Fusarium oxysporum Fo47, 789 nucleotides. RefSeq lists its product as uncharacterized. The coding region runs from base 1 to 789 and encodes 262 amino acids. Lineage: Eukaryota; Fungi; Ascomycota; Sordariomycetes; Hypocreales; Nectriaceae. The record is from RefSeq and is a predicted model, not a curated record. The transcript has 4 exons.
AUGGGCGACGGAAUUUGGACUGGCUAUUGUUUUGUCGAUACAUACUUUCAAUCUGAAGAUGAGAGGCAAUGCGUUGAAGAUUAUUGUGACAGAGGCAUGCAGGUCGACCCUUUUACCACCGGAAAACACGAUGCUGAUAUGCCGAUCUUAAAUCCCGAUGACUACUUCCUGAUCUCUCUUCAACACCAACUAGUUGUUUUCAAGGACGAAUGGAUGAACACAGCACAAAGAUUUAAAGAGAGAGUGGAAACAUAUGUCGAUGAGUUUGACUUUGCAUUGGCUAGCAAAGAAUCCCAACAGCCGUUGGCAUGGCUUCGGCAUGCAAGACGCAAGUUGACCGAGCUGGUCGUGUGCUUGGAGACAACCAUCGACUGCUGGGAUAACUUCACUUAUCCGGACCAUAUGCAAACACGCUAUGGACGCCAAUCAAUGGUGUCUAUUGAGCAAACUUUCGCAGAGCUAAAUCUCCACAACAUCGACGAACAAUACCGGAUUUCCCGCAUGCAGGCCCAAGUUGCUGAAAGUACACAAGUUCUUAGCUGCUUUCUACUCUACGUUGUGUCGCCCAUUACCCUCGCGGCGGCAAUCCUCUCUAUGCAGGAGGAAGCAAUCCCUGACUUUUUGGGACCUACCAAGCUCUCAUUCUUUUUGUUGACGCCGAUGCUGAUACUUCUUGUUUCUUUGGUUGCUCGGUUGGUUCAGCAUUGGGAUAAGGUUCAAUUGUACAUGUCUCAUCCAGGCAAUUGGGUUCAAGGUCGCAAAAGAGAUGUCAAUCUUGGGAUCGUCUAG